Messenger RNA from Mercenaria mercenaria, 2790 nucleotides. RefSeq lists its product as uncharacterized. NCBI's taxonomy places the organism in Eukaryota, Metazoa, Mollusca, Bivalvia, Venerida, Veneridae. The record is from RefSeq and is a predicted model, not a curated record. The transcript is spliced from 5 exons. Bases 68 to 1327 code for a protein of 419 amino acids.
CACUUGGCGACGGCAAACACAUCGGAAUACAUAGCCAUAUUUGUGCGGACAUUCAAUUCCAGCCGAAAUGGCUGAAAAAGCCCCGCCAAGGGUAAGAUUUAUAGGAGUGAAACCAGUUGCCGACGUUUCCGACGACGACAUGAAUAAUUUUACUCCACAAACAGGUAACAACCAAAACUCAGUGGAAAAUAAAGUCAGCAGAGGUCAGAAUAAAUCUAAAUUUUUUCCAGUUCCACCACAUGUACUGUCAGCACACGAUGUACAGUUUGCUGAAAUUGACAAGUCAUUCCAUGAGGUAGAAUUAAAGUUUGCAAGCCCGGUCAAGGAUGCAAAAGAAUUAAAGGUCCACGGCACUGAGGAAGGAAAAAAUGAAGAUAUGGAAGCAAAUGAUGAUUCUGAUGAAUUUAGAAAGGAAAAACUGAAGAAAAAGAAACUGAAAAAGAAUUCCGUUUUACCUUUGGGUGUUACACAAAUGGAUAAAGAGAAAUUUGAAGAUUUCACUAAAGAUAUGGAUGCUGGAGAACCGGACUGCAGAAAUGACAAGAGGAAGAAAACGAAGAAGGGAAAUGGCAAGACAAAAAAGAAGAAGAAAAAAGGAAAGAAGGAACCAGUCGUGGAACCGCAGAACACUUUAACGGCAAACAAGAAACCAGAGCAGAAAGUGGAGGUGAUUGAAGCCACAAAGAAGAUAAACAGUGACAAAGACAAGCCCGCAGACGACAAGAAUAAAGUCAGAAAACUGCCCUGUUGCUUUGGUUUCAUUGCCACCUGGCUUGCCAAAAGGAAACAGAAAAGACGAGACAAGAAAAGAAAAGCGAUUGCCAACAGAUCCGGCCUGCCAAAUCUCGUGCAAUAUGAACACAAGAAGGCAAGGGGAGGUGAAGCUUUUGUCAUAGAGGUUGAUAGUAAACCUGUCAUAAAGAAGCCGCUCCUUCCACCAAUAAAACAAACAGACGGACCUAUUCGCCGUGGCGCUGACAACAGGCUUCAGACAGCUGAGAAAAGGAGGGCCGAUGAAUUGGCGAAACGAAAAGCUGCUACAGAAACCUAUGAAAGAAAAAGGAAAAAAUGUAAGGCAAGAAAGUCAGAACUUGACAUAGACUUCAGGAAUAAAGCCGAUCUUAACAUCAGAUUCAAACAAGCCGACGCUGAAAGGAACCGCAAUAACCUAAGCCGCCGCACAACAACAGCGACCAGGCCUGUUACAUCCAUCCGGUCUUCAUCCUGCGAAUCUGUGAGCAUUGAAGGUGAUCCAUGCGCAUUUAUUGAUGACGACAACGAUCCAGACGCAUGGAAAGUCGACGAUGUCGACAUCUUCUCCUACUAAACUGUAUGCACACCGACUGCCUCCUGAAAACGGUAGACAAAAUAAACUUUGCUGGUCACAUUACAGGACGUAAAAUACGUAAAAAUUCAAAAGUUUUAUUCGUUUGAUAAGCUGUAAAUUGUUUACUUAUUGAAUGAAUGAUAAAAACAAAGCAGAUUAUGAAAUAACGAUUUUGAUUGACAUAAUGUCGAGGUUUGCAGUUGUUUUUUUCUGUGUAAAAUCAAAUACUUUGUACUCUGAGAUUUGACCUAUUUUAGUAUCAAUAUGUGCUUUGUAAUUCCACUUGAUCAAAUCCGAUUUUUUUCUUCAGUUAAAAACAUUUUUUGUUGUUGAAAUAUUUGAUAUUUAUCAAUUCAAGGGAUAUCUUUAUUGCAGAUUACGAGUAUGUAGUUAUUCUGGCCACAUCUGUUUUCAUGCCAUAAUAUAUAAAUAAAAACAAUAAAAUAAUCUGAAAAAUACAAAAAAAAAGGAAUCUACCUCUACAAUCAUGAUUUAUCACAGUGAGGUAUGAGAAAAAAACGAUGAUUUUUUAGUAUUAAAAUAUUCCGAAAACCAACAACAAUCAUUAAAAUAUGUCCUUAAUUACAUCUAUCUGCAUUUGACUUGUCAUGAGCAGGUAUGAUAAAUAAUACUAAAACAGCUACAAGUUAAUUUACAUCAUCUGGAUUAAUAUUAUUCUUUUAAAGAAGGAUCAUGAAAUAUCAAAGUGAGACUAUUUUCAUUUUACAAAGUUUGGCAUGUAAUAAAACAGUGGUCAUCUAUUAUGAAACUUUUUGUGGAUUCUUUUCUAUUGAUAUCAGUUUCUUUAAAUUUUUUUUUGUAAAUUGAUCACAUAAAAGAUGGUAUGAAAUAAGACUGUGGCCAGUUAUAUACGGAUUGUUGGUGCUUGGUAGUUUCCAUUCUACAAAUAUCAUUUUCUUAGAUAGGCAUCUUUUCUGUAAACUCCUCUUUGGCAUGAAUAAAAUAUUACAUUGGUCACUUAUGAUGCUUUAACAAAUUGUUGGCGCUUAUCAUUUUCUCAACAAAUAAUCAUUAAACACAAAAGUAGUCACUCAUCUAAAAUUUUGGGCAUGAAAUAAAACAGUGGUCAGUUAUGACAACUUUAGCAAAUUACUUUCUAUUACAAGCAUAAACAGAAUAUUUGAGAAUUAUUUUCUGCGAAUAAGUUCAAAAGGAAUUGAACAGAUUUGUAUCGUAUUUAAGAAAUAUUCUAAAAACUUCCAGAAAUUAUAUUUACGAAGAAUAAUAUUAUCAUAGAAUUUUUAUAAUUACUUAAAUCAAUCACUACACUUUAAUAUUGUUUUUCUAAUUAGAAAUUGUUCUGUCACGUGACUCAGCUCCAAAUGCAUGUCUUUCGUUGUAGGGUGGUUGUCGGUCGUGAUUUUGGCAUUGCUUUUAAAGAAAUCAAGAUAAAUUUUGUUUUUAUCAAAAAUAAAGAGUUAUAGAAUUAGUUAACCAAAGUU